Molecule: messenger RNA, 912 nt
Organism: Bipolaris victoriae FI3
Lineage: Eukaryota; Fungi; Ascomycota; Dothideomycetes; Pleosporales; Pleosporaceae
Exons: 3
Coding region: 1-912 (303 amino acids)
Source: RefSeq, a predicted model, not a curated record
AUGUCGUCAACCACCCAAACAAUCACCGUCCCCCACCUCGGCGGCAUAACCGCCUCCUACCGCAUCUCCCCCUCCUUCUCCGCCACCACCAAACCCACUCUCGUCCUCGUAAACUCCUUCCUCACCACCUCAGCCCUCUUCGACUCCUUCUUCGCCAACGAUGCACUCACUUCGCGGAUGAAUCUGCUGGCGAUUGAGCUGCUGGGGCAUGGCGGGACGAGAGCGCAUGAGGCGGAGCACUGGACGUAUUGGGAUACUGCGGUGAUGAAUUUGCAGGUUAUGGAGGGAUUGGGGGUGAAGAGGGCAGUGGUGAUGGGGACGAGUCAGGGGGGUUGGGUUACGGUUAGGAUGGCGCUUUUGGGGGGGAAGAGGAUCCAAGGUAUAAUUCCCCUCGGAACAUCUCUCGACUUUGAAUCCGAACGCAGUCGCCAACUUGGCUGCUGGCAGGCUUUGGAUGCCCUCGCCAACCUCAUCACGGGCGACUUCGGCACAAAGAACAAUCAGCCCACGCCUGACUUCGUGCCUACUAAGGAAUUCGCCGAGUUUCUCAUAGCGCAGGGCUUUGGCCAGGAUUGCUCCGCGGAGACGAAGAAAUUCUGGACGCAGCAGCUUCAGAAGAAUUAUACGGGUGAUGAAGGUAGGAAGAGGAUUAGGAUGGCGGCGAUUAAUCUGAGGGAUAGAGAUGGAUUGCAUUUGAGGGCUGAGGAUGUCCUUUGUCCAGUCCUAUGGCUGCAUGGAACAAACGACGUGGUAUACACGGUUGCAAAUGCUCAAGAGGAAAUCAAGCUCUUCAAAAACUCGCCCGAUGCACGGCUCGAACUAAUUGAAGGCGGCGAGCACUUUUUGAAUUCCUCAAACCCAAAUGAGGUCAUGGAGCAUACAAUUGCUUUUAUGGAAAAGUAUGCCAAGUAG